AUGGGUCGCCAACUGUCGCCUCUCGCUAUUUACGGCCUGUCGCUGAUUACCCGGCGUCUUGCUCUCUCUCUCCCGAUCCAACUUGAACUUGGGACUGAAAUCAACUCUCGCUUGGCAAUCAUCCACGUUUCGAGGUCCGAGGACGUACCCGGACUGAUUUCUUUCACCUACGGAGCAGGCGAGGCGAAGUCUGACCUGGACACCCAGGGCACCGUUGCCAGCACAGAACGCAUCACUUCAGACUCGAGACUUGUAUGGGCCGUUCCAACAAAACACCUGCCCGGGGACGAGUUCAUGGUCGAAAUGGCCAGAAGCAUGUACAGAGCACACGGAGAAUGGAGCGACGGCGGCCUCGACGGGCAGCAGGGAGACCGCUGGUCCGAGUUUGCCUACACAUCGCAGCAUCUCAGGGGGAAUCUCGACACGACGGACGUGCUCGACAGCCAGCAGGACCCGCAGGGCAGCUUCUGGGAAUACCUCUACGGCCGGCUCUGCGAGAUCGUUCGAGCCCUGGUGCGCGAGAAGCUCGUCUACGACACCAGCUGCAAGGUCGCGCUCGACUACUCGGAGCGCUUCUGGGAGAAGCUCGACAACCCUGGGCGAGCCCGUCUGCCGGGCAGCACGAGCUCGGCGUGGCGAGUCUUUGACCUCAACACGAUUGCCGGACACGUAGAUGAUGACAGUCACGAGUUCCAGGGGACCAAACAAGGUGUGGACGAACUUGUCCGCGGCAAAGAUGACGACUUGACACCGACGUCGUCACGGCUCACCGGGGGAGACUACGGCCCCGGAUAG
Messenger RNA from Metarhizium album ARSEF 1941, 795 nucleotides. RefSeq names its product L-amino acid oxidase. NCBI's taxonomy places the organism in Eukaryota, Fungi, Ascomycota, Sordariomycetes, Hypocreales, Clavicipitaceae. The coding region runs from base 1 to 795 and encodes 264 amino acids. The record is from RefSeq and is a predicted model, not a curated record. The transcript has 3 exons.